This is a messenger RNA of Malurus melanocephalus (red-backed fairy wren), 3495 nucleotides long. It is a transcript of the gene SYNGR3, whose product is annotated as synaptogyrin 3. The transcript is spliced from 4 exons. NCBI's taxonomy places the organism in Eukaryota, Metazoa, Chordata, Aves, Passeriformes, Maluridae. Gene Ontology annotation, cellular component: neuromuscular junction; synaptic vesicle membrane. The coding region runs from base 28 to 723 and encodes 231 amino acids. The record is from RefSeq and is a predicted model, not a curated record.
UGGGCGCGGAGCGGGCGGCGGGGGAAGAUGGAAGGAGCGUCCUUCGGAGCGGGCCGGGCGGGGGGGGCCAUCGACCCCGUGGAUUUCCUCAAGCAGCCGCAGACCCUCAUCCGAGUGACCACCUGGAUCUUCUCCAUCGUGGUGUUCGGCUCCAUCAUCAACGAGUGCUAUGUGAACAAGGACAGCCAGCACCCCGAGCUGCUCUGCAUCUUCAACGAGAAUGAGAGCGCCUGCAGCUACGGCAUYGCCGUGGGCGUCAUCGCCUUCUUCGGCUGCAUCUUCUUCUUCGUGGUGGACCUGUACUUCCAGCAGAUCAGCAGCGUCAAGGACCGCAAACGGGCCGUGCUGCUGGACCUCGGCUUUUCAGGUUUCCUGGCCUUCCUGUGGUUUGUAGCCUUCUGCUUCCUGGCAAACCAGUGGCAGAGGACGACGCUGACCAGGGGCUUCUCGCAGGGCGCCGACGCYGCCCGGGCAGCCAUCACCUUCUCCUUCUUCUCCAUCAUCAUCUGGGUGGUGCUGGCGCUGCGGGCGCUGCAGCGGUACCGCCUGGGCACGGACAUGUCCCUGUUCGCCACCGAGCAGUUCGGCACCGACCCCAGCGCCUCCUACCCCGGCUACCCCGGCGGCAGCAGCGGCGUGGAGAGCACGGAGACCUACCAGAGCCCGCCCUUCACCGAGACCUUAGAGCCCAACCCCAAAGGUUACCAAGUGCCAGCGUACUGAGGGGCCCGGGGCGCUGCCAGCCCCGCCUGUCCCCAAAUGUGUCCGCUCCCGUUUCCUUGCCGCGGCGGGUCGGCGCCGGGCCCCUUUAUUAGCUCGUUGUGCAGUGAAUUCUGUACAGUGGUAUUGGUUCUUGUCUUACCUGUCCCAGGGUUUCUAAAAGCAGUGUUCCCUCUAAGCCAGAAGGAAGGAAGGAAGGUUGGUCCCACCUCACCCACGAGUGGGGAACGGGAGGAUGUGCCCCCUCUGAGCCUCGGUGGGCGCUGGCUCUGCUGGGGAAGCCCAGGACGCCUUUUCCUUUUGGGAAACAGCAGCUGAGGAGUUAYUAUCUCGUUCUUCCAGAGCUAACACAGAAUCCAUCGAGGGUGGGUGGGCGGUGGGGUGAGCUGGCCCCGUUUGGGUUCCAGGGAAAGUGCCAAAUUCACGGAGAAAUCAGCGGURUCUGUGUUACUUUUCUUUGUAUAUAUUCACUGUACAAAACAAAUAUCCAAACAGGUGUUUCACAGCUUGGUUUAGAGGCACAGUGCAGGCACAGCAGGACGGGGUUGGGAUCAGUGUCCAGAUUGCUUCUACACUUCAAUGGGUUCUGGUUGAGGAUGUAAAAAUUACUGUUUGGAAGUGGCAGCCAGUUCAGCAGGAGCUGGUGGCUAAUUGGGAAUGGCCUGUGGGAAUGUGGUGCUUUGUGGUUCCGUUCCUUCACGGGGGAUUGGGAAGUUUGUCAAUUCAUCAGGAAUUUCUGCUUGGCAGCACUGACAUGUCCUCAGUGUGGAGAGCUGAGGAUCAAGGUGAGGGGCUCAGACUCRAUGUCCAGGGCCAUCAGGAGCAAUACUGGACUUUUGUUUUUAUUCUGGGAGCAGCCACUCUCUGUCAGCUGCAGCAGAGCCCCAGGUGGGGACACRUGUGUCACCCUGCAGUCCUCAGAAAUGAGGGAUUCAGGCAGGGAGCUGGAGAGGCUUCACAAGCCAAUAAAGUCCAUCCCGUGUGGGCUCACGGCCCCCUGUUUGGAAAUGGUGUGGGAAGAGAAUCAGUGGAAAGGAUCCAAGAAAGAGGCUCAGCUUUGGGGGUUCAGCWGCAAAAUUCCUGCCUUGUGAAAGAACAGAAUGUGUAAAAUCCAGCAGGUCUUUGUCAGCCACCUGCCCGGGUGGUGGCUGGUCCAGGCUGUGUCACCACGGGCUGAGCAGAGGAGCUGGAGCUCCAAUUCCCAGCCCUGCUGGUGGCAGCUCCAUCCCUGGAGACUCCUCCCGGCCAUCCGGGGUCCUGCCUUGCCUCCGCUGCCUUCCGACCUCGUGAGGAGCAAUAGCCACCCCCUGUCCCCUCCCUGUCACAGCUCCUGGGCGCCGUGGCCACAGCUCAUUCCUGCUGCUGAGUCGCAGAUCGAUGCGCUCAUUAACGAGCAGCAGAUCAAUGCACUAAUUAAGCAGCCAAUCAUCCSAAGAGGUCACUGCCAGUGGUGAAGUGCAUUCCUUGCCUUGGCGCCAGGUCCUGGCUGUGCCCAGCUCCUCGCAGGUGCCUGACCACGGACAGCCCAACCCGGUGCAGUGUCAGCCCCAGUGAAUUCCAGGAUCUUUGUGGUUUUGUGGAGUCAGUCUUGYUGGGAAAGGAAAAACCCCGAGGAUUUUAAUACAGGGUACGAUAGAACUGUAGCAAUAUWUUCCUUAGAGGGAACACUGAAACUUUAGCAGCACAAACAGUACUUGUGUUAAUAUUUUAGCAAAAUUAUAAUCAAUUUAAAUGUUUAAAUUGAUUGUACGUGAGAUAAUGUUCGUUGGGUACAGUGUAUUUUUUCUAACUAUGAUAUAACUGUUCCAGAGUUUCCGUGUAACCGUAAAGAGCUAAAGCUGUGUCUGCCUGCGGGACGUGUCCUGCCCCGUGUGCCCCCCGUGCUGAAUAUUACACGCUCUGAAUGUCCCCCCAAGGCCUGCAUUGCCUUUCUUUGCCCCCACACGCACAUCCCACCGCGCUCCGUGCCACCACUGAGCUCUGCAGCGGCAGCAGGGACACGGGCACGACGCCGGCACAGCUCCUGGUGCUUCCUGAGGCUGGCGGCUGGGUCAGCUUCCCAAAAUCCUGUGUUUCCUUUUCCUUGUGGAAACACCCGGCUGCUCUGCUGUGCAGGAGGAGGAGAGGAAGGGUUGGGUGCCCGAGGGGCUUUCCAGCAGUGGGAAGGCAGGAGAGAUGCUCGAUUUAGCUGGAGCUGGGAAUCACAUCCAGCCUCAUCCCUCAACAGGCGCCUCGAGGGAGGAGAGCCCUGAUCCUCUGCACCCAAAGUGYCGGUGCCAGGCAGCGAGGGGUGGCACCCGACUGGGUGGCACUGGGGCAGGCAGCUCGGGCAGGCAGCAAUCCCACAGCUGGUGCACUUUUCCAGGGAAUAGCACUGGGUCUGUGUCAGAUGUGGCCGUGCUGAGGCCGUGUCAGCCAGGAUGGGACAACCCCAAACUCGCGAGCCUUGGCGAGAGCAUUUGCCCACCUCACCUGGCUCAAACAGCCCCAGUUUUGGGUUUGUUGGUGCAGCUCCCCAGCCCCACAGAGCCCUGGCCCUGCUGAGUUUAACCCUGCUCAGAGGGAGGGGRACACCCAUCCCUGGAAUCCUGCCCAGAACCGUCCCUGAGCCCCCGCAGUGUCCCCACAGCUGCUGGGUGUCACCGGUGCCCUGCGCUGGCUCUGGCAGCACCUCGGUGUGGGCAUCAGGCYGAGCAGGGUGUGCAGGUGGGGCUGGCACCAAACACACCCCAAGGGGGCUGUGGUGGAGAUCCAGAGCCAUGGGUGCACUCCCUG